Molecule: messenger RNA, 2769 nt
Organism: Nicotiana tabacum (common tobacco)
Lineage: Eukaryota; Viridiplantae; Streptophyta; Magnoliopsida; Solanales; Solanaceae
Biological process (GO): lipid biosynthetic process
Molecular function (GO): heme binding
Source: RefSeq, a predicted model, not a curated record
GUGGUCUUAGUCAAGCUAUGUAUCACUUGAUGGGAAUCUACAUUGUCGGAUUCAUAAGCGCCCUCUCCGGAGCGAUCCUUUAUUUCUUGUACAUUCUGUUAGCUCAAAAAUCUCCAUCUCUUCAACACUUUUCCUUAAUCUGUCUUUCUGGGGCAUUCCAUUGGCUUCCUUUCACUAUCAUUGCUUACAUGACCAUUAUUUCUACUACCUCUUCAAGUCCAAUAAUCUUUGCUAUCUCAGUUGCAACCGCCUACUUGGCUCAUGGAUUGACCCUGAGCUUCCUUACCAUCCUUGUCAACAAUUUUCUCUCAAAAAGCACAGAUGAUUCACUAAGAAUAUGGCUGAAACAUAGAAUUAACAUUGCCGGUCAUCUCAGAUUUGCUAAACUCCUUUCUGGAACUGAAGCUUUCUGCAUGUACUUAAGGACCUUGGGUGCAAAAGUUGGAAAACAUUGCUCCAUUCGUGCCAUCAACCCGGUCUCUGAUCCGAAAUUGAUAAAACUAGGUGAUGGUGUCCACCUAGGUGACUUCAGCAGGAUUAUAACCGGUUUCUAUUCCUCGAGUGGAUUCACAAGUGGGGUAGUUGAGGUACAAGACAAUUCAGUUGUUGGGAGCCAAAGUGUUGUUCUCCCAAAGUCACUUGUCCAAAAGGAUGUUAUUCUUGGUGCACUUUCAGUUGCUCCAAUGAAUUCCAUUCUACAUAGCGGUGGCAUUUAUGUUGGAUCUCAAGUUCCUGUCAUGAUAAAGAACACACAACAUUCUAUGGAUGAGAGGAUAGAAGAGAUGGAUACAAAGUACAAGAAGAUAGUUGGAAAUCUAGCUGCAAAUUUGGCUGCAACCACUCUCAAGGUCAAAACAAGAUACUUUCAUAGAAUUGGUGUUAGUGGAAAGGGAGUGCUUAAGAUGUAUGAUAACAUUAAAGGAUUUCCAGAACACAAAAUCUUCCAAUCGGGCAAACGCUUUCCAGUAAUAGUCAGGCACAGCAACAGUCUGAGUGCCGAUGAUGAUGCAAGGCUCGAUGCUCGUGGUGCUGCUUUGAGAAUACUCUCUGAUACCACUUCAGAUGAUGAAAAACCAAUUCUAGACUUGACACUGAAGACAGGGAAAGCAUUUUAUGCUCGGACUAUUUCUGAUUUUGCGACAUGGCUUGUUUGUGGCUUAGCUGCAAGGGAAGAGCAUGUGAAACGCGUUCCACACGUGCGUGAUGCAGUAUGGACAUCACUACGUGAUUCGAACUCAUUUACUGAGAUGCAUUAUUACUCAAAUAUAUGCAGGCUUUUCAGGUUCAAAGAUGGACAAGAAAUGUAUGUGAAGUUCAAGUUGAGGCCAUGUGACGAAAACAUUAGUGAAGAUUCUGGUAAAGUUGAGCCUAUUGGAAUACUUCCUCCAGAAACAGGUGCAAUUCCAAGGAGAGAUAACGACACACGCCCGUUACUUUUCCUUGCUGAUGAUUUCCAGAAGCGCGUAAGCUCGUCAGGUGGCGUUUGCUACAUUUUCCAACUCCAAUUCAGGCCAGUGCCUAAGGAUGAAGCAACACAAGAUAUUGCACUUGACUGCACUAGACCAUGGGAUGAAGCUGAAUUCCCAUAUGUUGAUGUUGGAGAAAUCAUUGUUGAUCAGAACCUUACCAAGGAACAAUCAGAGAAGCUGGAAUUCAACCCUUUCCUCCGAUGCCACGAGGUUGAUGUUAUCAAAGCAACAUCAGCCUCUCAAAGUGCUUCAAUCGAUCACGGUCGUUCAUUGAUCUAUGAAAUUUGCCAACAUUUGAGAAAUGGAGAACCACUUCCAGAAGCUUGGAAGAAUUUCAUAGAACAAUCUGAUGUGAAAGUUGAUCUUUCUGGUUGUCCAAUUGCAUCUUCACUACAAGUAAAACAAGAAACUAGACAUGAAAUAGCUCUAUCAAGAGCAUGGUAUCAAACUUCUUGGUCUACUUUUGCUCAGCCACUAUUCCAAACAUUCUUGCCAUACUUUUUCUUGGCAUAUUCAAUUCAUGGUCCUCUACAUUGGUUGCUGGUUUUAAAGCAAACUACAACUCAACCACUAUACUGGUUUUUUCCUUUCUUUUGGAUAUCUUCAGGGCUAAUAGCAGCAUUGGUUUGUGUAUUGGCAAAAGCUGUUUUCACAACAAGAAAGAAAGAUGGAGGAAAAGCACACAUAUGGAGCAUAGGACUUUUGUUAGAAACAAUAUGGCAAGCAUUUAGGACAUUAGUUAGUGACUAUUUCAUGGAAAUGACAACAGGAUCAUUCUUGUUUGUUAUUUGGAUGAAACUAAUGGGAUCAGAAGUUGAAUUAAGUCAAGGGGUUUAUGUAGAUAGCGUGGGAACUUUAUUGAAUCCUGAAAUGGUGGAAAUUGAAAGAGGUGGAUGUGUAGGCAAAGAAGCAUUGUUAUUUGGACAUAUAUAUGAAGGUGAAGGAGUAGUGAAAUUUGGAAAAGUUAGAAUAGGAGAAGGAAGUUUUGUGGGGAGUAGAGCUGUGGCAAUGCCUGGAGUUGUAGUAGAAAGUGGUUGUAGUUUAAAUGCACUUUCACUUGCCAUGAAAGAAGAAAUUGUUAAGUCAAGGUAAAGUGGUUGCCUCUCUACUCACUCGGGUAGGGGUAACGUCUCCAUAUACACUACCCUCUCCAGAACCAUAUUUGGAAUUUUACUGGAUCAGUUGUUGUUGUAAGGUAAAAUGGUUGUUGGCUUUUGUCAUUUUUUCAAAAGAAUAUGAUAAGCUAACAAUCCUUGUGUAUGAGUUUAUUGUGUUAUGUUUCAUGGCUGGUUUAGUGAAU